Xylaria bambusicola is the source of this 1125-nucleotide messenger RNA. RefSeq lists its product as uncharacterized. Gene Ontology annotation, molecular function: protein dimerization activity. The transcript has 2 exons. Bases 1 to 1125 code for a protein of 374 amino acids. Gene Ontology annotation, cellular component: trans-Golgi network; exomer complex. Gene Ontology annotation, biological process: Golgi to plasma membrane transport; conjugation with cellular fusion. The record is from RefSeq and is a predicted model, not a curated record. NCBI's taxonomy places the organism in Eukaryota, Fungi, Ascomycota, Sordariomycetes, Xylariales, Xylariaceae.
AUGCUCGUUUCCCUCACUGUCGGCAAGGUCGAUGCCGGCGUGACGGUGCUCCUGACUCCAGACAAACGGUUGAUUGAAUUCCCUUCUAUCCUCCUGCCGCCCAAUAUCGUGUCCGGGUCAAUAGUAGACAUCACCGUCGCGCGCAACAAUGCCGCUGAGGCCGAGUCCGACAAGAAAUUUGCUGCCCUUCAGGAGAGUAUCCUUGCCGCCUUUGGCGCGUCCGAACCCAGCACGCCAGUCCUCCGCUGCAAAAGUGCCUCCCAGUUUGCCAUCGUCCUAGAAUGGGAUAACAUCGAGCUGGCGACCGCCGACCUCUUCUCCCUGUCGCUGUAUCGUAAUGGCCAAAAGAUUGGCAACAUUCCUAGGCCGCUAGAAAUGUCCAGUACCAAAAUGAGCGGCCUUGACGUUAACGCCAAUUACACCUUUCACCUCGUGUUGAGGACAUCUGCCGGCACCCUAACCAGCAAUCAGCUCGUCGUGCGGACGCUAAAGAUGACAGACCUCGCGGGCAUCACCCUCACCACCGGCAUUCUACCAGCCAAUGUACGCGAGAACCUCAUUGCCGCGGUGGAGCGCAUCGGCGCGCGAAUUCUUGAUAAUGUUUCGAUUGAGACGACGCACUUUGUUACCACCGAGGGUCGUGGAGUCGCUUGGGAGAAGGCUCGUGAUAUGAAUAUUCCUGUUGUAAGGCCCGAGUGGGUAACCGCCUGCGAGGAGAGGGGUCAAAUUGUGCCGGUAGCCAAAUUUUAUCUUGACGCUCUUCGACCAGACCCCCUUAGCCAGGGCACUACACCCAACAAGCCCAUGGCCACGCCACCGCAGACACAAAAGGAGCUCCCCACAGCACCCUCCUCGGAUGAAAACAACGAGACUAAAGAUGCCAUGGAGAAGAAGACAGAGGAAGAUAGUAGCGCUGAAGAUGCCAAGGAGGAGACUAGUCAAGCAGAUAACGUCAAGGCGAAGUCUACGGAGGAACAGAAGAUGAGGUUGGAAGAUAAAGAGGAGCAAAAGGUUGCUAUACACCCGAAUAAGCAAGCCACAGUAGAGGAGGAGGGUGCUGAGGACGAGAAACAACCUGCACCGUCCCCCGGCGAUGGUGCGUCUUUCCAGGAUGUAGCACUAUAA